AUGUCCAACCAAACCGCUGUGACUGAGUUCCUUCUCAUGGGAUUCUCUGAUGUUCGGGAGCUGCAGAUUUUACACUUUGUGGUGUUUCUACUGCUUUACCUGAUAUCCCUGCUGGGGAACCUUCUCAUCGGCAUAGCCAUAGCCCUUGACCACCAUCUUCACACCCCCAUGUACUUCUUCCUCAUGAAUCUGUCCAUCCUAGACCUUGGCUCUGUCUCUGUCACCAUCCCCAAAUCCAUGGCCAACUCCCUCAUGAACACCAGAUCGAUUUCUUAUUCUGGAUGUGUUGCCCAAGUCUUUCUCCUCGUCUUCUUUGCUUCAACAGAUUAUGCCAUACUGACCGUUAUGGCAUAUGAUCGAUACGUCGCCAUCUGCCAACCACUGCACUAUGAGACUGUGAUGAACAGGAGAGCUUGUGUCCAAAUGGCAGCCAGUGCCUGGAUCAGUGUUAUUCUCUACUCUGCAGUGCACACUGGAAACACGUUUGUAGUAUCCUUCUGUGGAGGCAACGUGGUGGAUCAGUUCUUCUGUGAAAUCCCCCAGCUCCUCAAGCUUGCCUGCUCUGACUCAGACCUCAGUGAAGUUGGGUUUCUCAUCUUUAGUUUAUUUUUAUGCUUAAGUUGCUUUGUUUUCAUAAUUGUUUCAUAUGUUCAGAUCUUCACCACAGUGUUUAGAAUCCCCUCUGAGCAGGGCCGUCAUAAAGCCUUCUCCACCUGCCUCCCUCACCUCAUUGUGGUAUCCUUGUUUGUUGGCACUUCCACUUUUGCGUACCUGAAACCCAUCUUCAGCUCUCCAUCAGUUCGGAAUCUCAUGGUGGCCGUUCUCUAUUCUGUGUUACCACCAAUGAUGAAUCCGGUCAUCUACAGCAUGAGGAACAAGGAGCUCAAAAGUGCACUGAGCAAACUGAUAGGUUGGAGGUUAUUUAUUAAGAAUUAA
Molecule: messenger RNA, 936 nt
Organism: Mauremys reevesii (Reeves's turtle)
Lineage: Eukaryota; Metazoa; Chordata; Testudines; Geoemydidae
Product: olfactory receptor 14A16-like
Exons: 1
Coding region: 1-936 (311 amino acids)
Biological process (GO): G protein-coupled receptor signaling pathway
Cellular component (GO): membrane
Molecular function (GO): G protein-coupled receptor activity; olfactory receptor activity
Source: RefSeq, a predicted model, not a curated record